AGAGCAGCUAAUCUGAAAACAGGGCUGUAGCUCCGCCCACGAGAGAGAGAGAGAGAGAGAGAGAGAGAGAGACAUUGAAGUAGGAAGUAGGAAGUGAAAUGAAGUCCGUUUUUCUCCGUUUGAAACAGGACAGAAGUCUGGAUUCACUCGGAUGUCUGCAGUGUUCAGUUGUGUGUGAAUGAAGAAGAGUAAAUGAUGGAUCUUCAGAACUCCAGCAGUGGAGCAGGACCCCCUGUCCUAAAGGAGAAGAGAGCAGCAUCUCCAGCCCCCAGUGGAGUGUCUAUGAAGAGUGAUUGGUCACUGGUGAAUCCUCCUGAUCUCAGCAGUGAACCUGUGACCUCUGACCCAAAGAGGAAGAGAGCAGCAUCUCCAGCCCCCAGUGGAGUGUCUAUGAAGAGUGAUGUAUCACUGGUGAAUCCUCCUGAUCUCAGCAGUGAACCUGUGACCUCUGACCCAAAAGAGAAGAUUACACUGAAUGUUCUGAGGAAGACGAAGGAGAAAGACCUCCCUACCACACUAGAGAGCAAAUUGGCCCUGGCGUGUCAACCAAAGCUCAAAUCCACACUGAGGGAAAAAUAUCAGAGAAUUAAUGAAGGAAUCACAAAUCCUGGAACUUCAGUCUUCCUGAAUGAGAUCUACACAGAGCUCUACAUCACACAGGGAGGGGGUGGAGAGAUCAAUCAGGAACAUGAGGUGAGACAGAUAGAAGAUGCAUCCAGGAAAAGGACAACACAGGAGAUUCCCAUCAAAUGUAACGACAUCUUUAAACCAUUACCAGAACAGAACCGGCCCAUCAGAACUGUGCUGACUAAAGGAGUUGCUGGAAUUGGAAAAACAGUCUCUGUGCAGAAGUUCAUUCUGGACUGGGCUGAAGGAAAAGUAAAUCAGGACGUCCUCUUCAUUUUCCCUCUUCCUUUUAGAGAACUGAAUCUGAUGAAGGAGAAGAAGCUCAGUCUGGUGAAUCUUCUUCAGCGCUUCUUCCCAGAAACACAAUAUUUAAAACCAAGACAUUAUAAGAGCUACAAGAUCAUGUUCAUCUUUGAUGGUCUGGAUGAGUGUCGACUUCCUCUGGAUUUCAAGAACAAUGAGAACUUGGUGGAUAUAGAAGAACAAACCUCAGUGGAUGUGCUGCUGACAAACCUCAUCAAGGGGAACCUGCUUCCAUCUGCUCUCCUAUGGAUAACUACUCGACCAGCAGCAGCCAAUCAGAUCCCUCCUGACUGUAUAGACCAGGUAACAGAGGUACGAGGGUUCAGUGACCCUCAGAAAGAGGAAUAUUUCAGGAAAAGGAUCAGAGAUCAGAGCCUUGCUGAAACAAUCAUUAAACACAUGAAGUCCUCCAGAAGCCUCUACAUCAUGUGCCACAUCCCAGUCUUCUGCUGGAUCUCAGCCACUGUUCUAGAGAGGAUGUUGGGUGAAGCAGAGGGAGGAGAGAUCCCCAAGACUCUGACUCAAAUGUUCACACACUUCCUGAUCUUUCAGAUCAAACACCGCAGCCAGAAGUACCACCAUAACAGUGAGGAUGAUCUUAAGCAGACUAGAGAGAUUAUUCUGGCUCUGGGAAAACUGGCUUUCCAACAGCUGGAGAAAGGAAACCUGAUCUUCUAUGAGGAAGAUCUGAAAGAGUGCAGCAUUGAUGUGAAAGAAGUGUUCGUGUACUCAGGAGUGUGCACCCAGAUCUUCAGACAGGAAUCUGAACUUCACCUGGGAAAGGUCUUCAGCUUUGUACAUCUGAGUGUUCAGGAGUUUCUGGCUGCUUUAUAUGCGUUUCUCUCCUUCAUCUCCAACAACAGAAAUGUUCUACCUGGAGUUUUGGAUUUCUCCAAAAAGGGAACGAUGUCUGACUUCCUGAAGAGAGCCGUGGACGAGGCCUUAAAAAGUAAAAACGGACACCUGGACCUUUUCCUCCGAUUUCUUCUGGGUCUCUCACUGGAGUCCAAUCAGACUCUCUUACGAGGUCUUCUGAUACAGACAGGAAACUUCUCUCACAGUAAAGAGGAAGUAGUGGAGCACAUCAAGCAGAAGAUAAAGGAGAAUCUCUCUCCAGAGAAAACGAUCAGUCUGUUCCACUGUCUGAAUGAACUGAAUGAUCAUUUUCUAGUGCAGGAAGUCCAAAAGUACCUGAACAGAGGAGGAGGAUCCAGUGAUCUCAGUAUAGUUUCUCUCUCUCCUGCUGAGUGGUCAGCUGUGGCGUUUGUGAUGCUGAAUUCAGAAGAGGAGCUGGAUGAGUUUGACCUGAGUAAAUUUCAGAACUCAGAAGAAUGUCUUCUGAGGCUGCUUCCAGUGGUGAAAACAUCCAGAAAGAUUGUGGUGUAUGAUUGCAGUAUUACAGAGAAAGGCUGUUCUGCUCUGUUUUCAGUUCUGAAAUUAAACCCCUCCCACCUGAGAGAACUGAGUCUGGCCUACAGUAAACCAGGAGAUUCAGGAGUGAAGCUGCUCUCUGAAAUACUGAUGGAUCCACUUUGUAAACUGGAGAAACUACAGUUGGAAUUCUGCAGUAUUACAGAGAAACACUGUGCUGAUCUGGUUUCAGCUCUGAAAUCAAACCCCUCAGAGCUACGAGAGCUGAAUCUGAGCUACAAUAAACCAGGAGUGAAGAUGAUCUCUGGUUUACUGGAAGAUCCACACUGUAAACUGGAGAAACUACAGCUGGAAUUCUGCAGUAUUACAGGAAAAGACUGUGCUGCUCUGGUUUCAGCUCUGAAAUUAAACCCCUCCCACCUGAGAGAACUGAAUCUGAAUUACAAUAAUCCAGGAGAUUCAGGAGUGAAGCUGCUCUCUGAUCUACUGAAGGAUCCUCACUUUAAACUGGAGAAACUACAGAUCUGUGACUCUUCAGAAUUACGUGAACUAAAUUUUAAAAACCAAAACUUAGGAGAAUUAAGAGUGAAGCUGCUCUCUGAUUUACUGGAGGAUCCUCACUGUAACCUGGAGAAACUAGAGCUGGAGAACUGCAGUAUUACAAGAGAAGACUGUGCUGCUCUGGUUUCAGCUCUGAAAUUAAACCCCUCCCACCUGAGAGAACUGAAUCUGAACUGCAAUAAACCAGGAGAUUCAGGAGUGAAGCUGCUCUCUGAUCUACUGAAGGAUCCUCACUUUAAACUGGAGAAACUACAGCUGCAGAACUGCAGUAUUACAGGAGAAGACUGUGCUGCUCUGGUUUCAGCUCUGAAAUUAAACCCCUCCCACCUGAGAGAACUGAAUCUGAGCUACAAUAAUCCAGGAGAUUCAGGAGUGAAGCUGCUCUCUGAUCUACUGAAGGAUCCUCGCUUUAAACUGGAGAAACUAGAGCUGGAGGACUGCAGUAUUACAGGAAGAGGCUGUGCUGCUCUGGUUUCAGCUCUGAAAUUAAACCCCUCCCACCUGAGAGAACUGAAUCUGAACCGCAAUAAACCAGGAGAUUCAGGAGUGAAGCUGCUCUCUGAUCUACUGAAGGAUCCUCACUUUAAACUGGAGAAACUACAGCUGGUGAACUGCAGUAUUACAGGAGAACGCUGUGCUGCUCUGGUUUCAGCUCUGAAAUUAAACCCCUCCCACCUGAGAGAACUGAAUCUGAGCUACAAUAAACGAGGAGAUUCAGGAGUGAAGCUGCUCUCUGAUCUACUGAAGGAUCCUCACUUUAAACUGGAGAAUCUACAGCUGGAGUGGUGCAGUAUUACAGGAGAAGACUGUGCUGCUCUGGUUUCAGCUCUGAAAUUAAACCCCUCCCACCUGAGAGAACUGAAUCUGAACUACAAUAAUCCAGGAGAUUCAGGAGUGAAGCUGCUCUCUGAUCUACUGAAGGAUCCUCACUUUAAACUGGAGAAACUACAGAUCUGUGACUCUUCAGAAUUACGUGAACUAAAUUUUAACAACCAAAACUUAGGAGAAUUAAGAGUGAAGCUGCUCUCUGAUCUACUGGAGGAUCCUCACUGUAACCUGGAGAAACUAGAGCUGGGGUGCUGCAGUAUUACAGGAGGAGGCUGUGCUGCUCUGGUUUCAGCUCUGAAAUUAAACCCCUCCCACCUGAGAGAACUGGAUCUGAACCUCAAUAAACCAGGAGAUUCAGGAGUGAAGCUGCUCUCUGAUCUACUGAAGGAUCCUCACUUUAAACUGGAGAAACUAGAUCUGGAGGAUUGCAGUAUUACAGGAGAAGACUGUGCUGCUCUGGUUUCAGCUCUGAAAUUAAACCCCUCCCACCUGAGAGAACUGAAUCUGAGCUCCAAUAAACCAGGAGAUUCAGGAGUGAAGCUGCUCUCUGAUCUACUGAAGGAUCCUCACUUUAAACUGGAGAAACUACAUCUGGAGAACUGCAGGAUUACAGGAGAAGGCUGUGCUGCUCUGGUUUCAGCUCUGAAAUUAAACCCCUCCCACCUGAGAGAACUGAAUCUGAACUGCAAUAAACCAGGAGAUUCAGGAGUGAAGCUGCUCUCUGAUCUACUGAAGGAUUCUCACUUUAAACUGGAGAAACUACAGCUGUGGUGGUGCAGUAUUACAGGAGAAGGCUGUGCUGCUCUGGUUUCAGCUCUGAAAUUAAACCCCUCCCACCUGAGAGAACUGAAUCUGAACUCCAAUAAACCAGGAGAUUCAGGAGUGAAGCUGCUCUCUGAUCUACUGAAGGAUCCUCACUUUAAACUGGAGAAACUAGAGCUGCAGAACUGCAGUAUUACAGGAGAAGACUGUGCUGCUCUGGUUUCAGCUCUGAAAUUAAACCCCUCCCACCUGAGAGAACUGGAUCUGAGCUUUAAUAAUCCAGGAGAUUCAGGAGUGAAGCUGCUCUCUGAUCUACUGAAGGAUCCUCACUUUAAACUGGAGAAUCUACAGAUCUGUGACUCUUCAGAAUUACGUGAACUAAAUUUUAACAACCAAAACUUAGGAGAAUUAAGAGUGAAGCUGCUCUCUGAUCUACUGGAGGAUCCUCACUGUAACCUGGAGAAACUAGAGCUGGAGUGCUGCAGUAUUACAGGAGAAGACUGUGCUGCUCUGGUUUCAGCUCUGAAAUUAAACCCCUCCCACUUGAGAGAACUGAAUCUGAGCAUCAAUAAACCAGGAGAUUCAGGAGUGAAGCUGCUCUCUGAUCUACUGAAGGAUCCUCACUUUAAACUGGAGAAACUACAACUGAUGAACUGCAGUAUUACAGGAGAAGACUGUGCUGCUCUGGUUUCAGCUCUGAAAUUAAACCCCUCCCACCUGAGAGAACUGAAUCUGAACCACAAUAAUCCAGGAGAUUCAGGAGUGAAGCUGCUCUCUGAUCUACUGAAGGAUCCUCACUUUAAACUGGAGAAACUACAGCUGGUGAAAUGCAGUAUUACAGGAGAAGGCUGUGCUGCUCUGGUUUCAGCUCUGAAAUUAAACCCCUCCCACCUGAGAGAACUGAAUCUGAACGACAAUGAUCCAGGAGAUUCAGGAGUGAAGCUGCUCUCUGAUCUACUGAAGGAUCCUCACUUUAAACUGGAGAAACUACAGCUGGAGAACUGCUGGAUUACAGGAGAAGACUGUGCUGCUCUGGUUUCAGCUCUGAAAUUAAACCCCUCCCACCUGAGAGAACUGAAUCUGAACUACAAUGAUCCAGGAGAUUCAGGAGUGAAGCUGCUCUCUGAUCUACUGAAGGAUCCUCACUUUAAACUGGAGAAACUACAACUGGAGAACUGCAGUAUUACAGGAGAAGGCUGUGCUGCUCUGGUUUCAGCUCUGAAAUUAAACCCCUCCCACCUGAGAGAACUGAAUCUGAACUACAAUAAUCCAGGAGAUUCAGGAGUGAAGCUGCUCUCUGAUCUACUGAAGGAUCCUCACUUUAAACUGGAGAAACUACAGAUCUGUGACUCUUCAGAAUUACGUGAACUAAAUUUUAACAACCAAAACUUAGGAGAAUUAAGAGUGAAGCUGCUCUCUGAUCUACUGGAGGAUCCUCACUGUAACCUGGAGAAACUAGAGCUGGACAGAUGCAGUAUUACAGGAGAAGGCUGUGCUGCUCUGGUUUCAGCUCUGAAAUUAAACCCCUCCCACCUGAGAGAACUGAAUCUGAGCUACAAUAAUCCAGGAGAUUCAGGAGUGAAGCUGCUCUCUGAUCUACUGAAGGAUCCUCACUUUAAACUGGAGAAACUACAGCUGGGGUGGUGCAGUAUUACAGGAGAAGACUGUGCUGCUCUGGUUUCAGCUCUGAAAUUAAACCCCUCCCACCUGAGAGAACUGAAUCUGAACCACAAUAAACCAGGAGAUUCAGGAGUGAAGCUGCUCUCUGAUCUACUGAAGGAUCCUCACUUUAAACUGGAGAAACUACAGAUCUGUGACUCUUCAGAAUUACGUGAACUAAGUUUUAACAACCAAAACUUAGGAGAAUUAAGAGUGAAGCUGCUCUCUGAUCUACUGGAUGAUCCUCACUGUAACCUGGAGAAACUAGAGCUGGAGAACUGCAGUAUUACAGGAGAAGACUGUGCUGCUCUGGUUUCAGCUCUGAAAUUAAACCCCUCCCACCUGAGAGAACUGAAUCUGAACUACAAUAAUCCAGGAGAUUCAGGAGUGAAGCUGCUCUCUGAUCUACUGAAGGAUCCUCACUUUAAACUGGAGAAACUACAGCUGGACAGAUGCAGUAUUACAGGAGAAGGCUGUGCUGCUCUGGUUUCAGCUCUGAAAUUAAACCCCUCCCACCUGAGAGAACUGAAUCUGAACUACAAUAAUCCAGGAGAUUCAGGAGUGAAGCUGCUCUCUGAUCUACUGAAGGAUCCUCACUUUAAACUGGAGAAACUACAGCUGGAGUGCUGCAGUAUUACAGGAGAAGGCUGUGCUGCUCUGGUUUCAGCUCUGAAACUAAACCCCUCCCACCUGAGAGAACUGAAUCUGAACUACAAUAAUCCAGGAGAUUCAGGAGUGAAGCCGCUCUCUGAUCUACUGAAGGAUCCUCACUUUAAACUGGAGAAUCUACAGCUGGAGUGGUGCAGUAUUACAGGAGAAGGCUGUGCUGCUCUGGUUUCAGCUCUGAAAUUAAACCCCUCCCACCUGAGAGAACUGAAUCUGAACGACAAUAAUCCAGGAGAUUCAGGAGUGAAGCUGCUCUCUGAUCUACUGAAGGAUCCUCACUUUAAACUGGAGAAACUACAUCUGUGGGGCUGUGAUCUAUCUGAGAAAAGCUGUGCAGCUCUAUCCUCAGCACUUAGCUCAAAUUCCUCAAGUCUAAAAGAACUGGACCUGGGUAAUAAUGAACUGCAGGAUUCAGGAGUGAAGCUGCUCUCUGCUGGACUGAAGAGUUCACACUGUAAACUGCAGAAACUGGAGCUGAUGAACUGCAGUAUUACAGGAGAACGCUGUGCUGCUCUGGUUUCAGCUCUGAAAUUAAACCCCUCCCACCUGAGAGAACUGAAUCUGGGCGACAAUGAACUAGGAGAUUCAGGAGUGAAGCUGCUCUCUGAUCUACUGAAGGAUCCUCACUUUAAACUGGAGAAACUACAGCUGGAGGACUGCAGUAUUACAGGAGACGGAUGUGCUGCUCUGGUUUCAGCUCUGAAAUUAAACCCCUCCCACCUGAGAGAACUGAAUCUGAACCUCAAUAAACCAGGAGAUUCAGGAGUGAAGCUGCUCUCUGAUCUACUGAAGGAUCCUCACUUUAAACUGGAGAAUCUACAAAUAAAACCUAAACCUGACUGGCUAGACUGACAGUUCUGCUUUGGACAUCACUUCCUGUUACCAGUGGCUCCAUAUCCGGUGUCCUGUACAUCAACACACACACACACACACACACACACACACACACACACACACACACACACACACAGGUAUGGUUGAAUAUGGGUGAAGAAGGACUGAAGGAGCUGAAGUUCUGCUGCUUCUGUUCUCUAACAGUAAUCAAUAUGAAGAUUCUGAUCUUAUUAAACUGCUUUAAUCAUAUUUAUUACAGUAUUUUAUUCAUUCAGGACUUCUGUAGCAUCUAGAAUCGUCCAAUCACCUGCUUUAAAAAUGUACAGCACUCCUACAAAGUGUUUUUAUAUUUAUAAAGAUCUGCUUUGUUAAUUCUGUUUAUGUUUAGUUAUGAACUUAUGCUGAAGCUCCUCUGAGUCACUAGCUCACUGUUAUAGAGGGUUUCCUGUAGGGGGCGCUGUGGUGUUGGACUCUGGGUAAUUACUGCAACCUGUGGCUCUGAUUCUCAGAUUCCAGAGGAAAUGUUCAGAGUGGAUGAUUAAAUUAAAGAAGAAUAUUAUUUGAUUGAGGGAACAGAUUGUUAAAUGAUGUAAAUAAUAUAUUUCUCUAAAUAAUAUCCCUCUGUAGAAAUGCACACAAUAAUUACAUUCUCCAGAUCUGGUUGGUAGAUCAUGUAAACAGGUUGAACAGGUUUCUAAUUUAUUUUUUAUCAUGUUUAGAGUAAAAGUCAUGAAAUGGUCAAUGUAUCAUAGCGUUUUUCUGUAUCAGUAAAACUUCUUGUUUUUUCAUGUUUUAAAAUUGUUCAUUUUGUGUUCUAAAGCUGUAAAAAUGUAAAUGUUUCCACCUUAAACCUGUAUUAUAUUAAAUUUGUAUUUUUCAGGAAGGGAUUAGUAGAACAUAUGGUGAUUAAACAGACAGAUAUUUUAUACAAUUAUCACAGUUAUCUCUCUUAUCACAACCAAUCCACCAACGUGGAUACAUGAAGUUAGUUUUUUAUCGUCUGCAUAUUUAGAGUUGAUUUAGAGUCGAUUUGGGCAAAUCGGUCUCUUACUUUUAAGACAAAGACAGAUGAUGUAUUAAAGGAAAUGAAAACAUAUAUUUUUAUAUUUUGUAAAAUUUACUUUUUAUGUAUUUUUAAUAAAUGGUUGUUCUUA
Astyanax mexicanus (Mexican tetra) is the source of this 8765-nucleotide messenger RNA. RefSeq lists its product as uncharacterized. Lineage: Eukaryota; Metazoa; Chordata; Actinopteri; Characiformes; Acestrorhamphidae. Gene Ontology annotation, molecular function: protein binding. The record is from RefSeq and is a predicted model, not a curated record. The transcript has 39 exons. Bases 193 to 7629 code for a protein of 2478 amino acids.